AUGAGGCACAAUUAACGCAUCAAUUAGCGCCUUCCUUUCUGAAACCGAAUCCCAUACUGACCGUGCUGCAACCCUCGGCCACCACUGCUACCACCGCCACGCUAUCUUUGCCGCACACGACCGCCAAAAAGACGCUACCACCGUCAAACUAUCUCUUCCGCACACGACCGCCAAGAGGACGAUGACCACCCGAAAUAUAUCCAUCUCCAUGUAAAUACCUGUUCCAUGUCAGUUUAUUUUAUUCCAUAGUCCAAACCACCCAAGAACACCAAAAAUCAAAAAACACCCCGAUGAAGGAACCAACGAAUCCCCAAUGGAACGACCUGGAUCCCUUCAUCUUGUCCAAAAUAUUUUCUCAUCUGAACCUCGAAAACCAGCUUCGUGGCCCUCCAUUCGUGUGUCAUUCGGUGGCUCUCCGCCUCACUACACACUGUUUUCAACCACCCGAAUCUUGAUCUUCGCUCAUUACAAAGCCUCGACGAUGAUGAUCAGCAACAACUCACAAGAUACACUCACCUUAUCAAACUAGCCAUCAAGCACAAAAAUCACAGGGAGAUCAGGAAGGGGGUGUGUAUGUCCCGAAAGAAUACAAAAUCUGGGAAAAAAGAACGAGAGGAAGGAGAGAUUGAGAGAGAGGGGGAGAGAAGUUUACAGUAGCUAUCAACAUUAGGGAUUUUGGUUUUGGUGUUGUUUGAAACGUUGGGUUUUUUAUUUUGUAGUAUUUAAUAUGUGUAUGUCAUUGAUUAUAAUAGGUGUCUGUUAAUUACUAUGAUUGGCUUAUGGCCAAGCCAAAAGAGCAGUGGUCAAGGUGUGGAUUCAGGACAAAUACUUGCAGUGAUAUGUUUGUCAACAAUCACUGUGAAGUAUUUAAUAAAAGUAUUAGACAAUUUAGGGACCUUCCAAUCGUAACAAUGUUUAGAGAAAUUCAUAAGGCAGUGAUGAAUACAGGCCAGGAAGGAUAAAAUGUUGAACAUGGAUAUAAUUAUCUGUCCAAGUGCACAAAAAAAACUAAACAAGUACUAGUUUGAUAUAAAUGAUUAACAUGGAUUUUAAGUAUAUGGUCAACUUAUUAAUUUUUUUUCAGGGCAUUACAUUUUGCUGGGAAUUGUGUGGUGACUUGGUCUGGCGGAACCUCUUAUAGUGUAAUAACAGCAGAUGGAGGGCAUGAGCUAGUUGUUGAUUUGAGCAAGAAAAGUUGUAGCUGCAGGAAAUGAGAUCUCACAGGAAUCCCUUGUUAUCAUGCUGCAGCAUGCAUAGCCAUGAAAUCAGACCCAUGGGAUAUUCAUAUAAGCAAUUGGUUUAAGAAAGAAAUGUAUAUAAAGCUGUACAGUUAUACUCUAGAACCUAUUGUGGGUCCAGAAUUUUGGGAUGAUGUAUCUGAACCAAUGCCUUUGCCCCCCAGUGUUAAGGUCCCAACCGGCACACCAAAGAAAAAAAGAUGUAAGAGGAAUGAUAUACCACAAGAUCCUACGAAACUCAAAAGGGGAGGUGGGCCUAUAAGAUGCGGCCACUGUAAAGCAACUACACAUAAUGCAAGAGCAUGUCAAGCUAAAAGAAGUGAUGCCAUGGCAAAAGCAGUUGCUGAAGGUAGAGAUCCAACAUCUGCAAUUUCAAAGACACCAAUAAAGUGCAAAUUAUGUGGAGGGACUGGACAUAAUUCAAGAACUUGUUCACCGAAGAAAUCUAAAGACUCGGCCGCAACUAGAAGAGCUACCACAGCCUCACCUCCAAGGUUUAAAAGAACUGUAAGGAAGAAGAGUAUCUCUGUUUCCGAAGCUACUGCAAGAAAGAAGUUUAUCCCCGUCUCCAAUGCAAAUGCAAGGACAUACAUUCCUGAAGCUACAGGAUCCACUUCAACACGGACUUCAACUUCAAAUUUGUAGUGUAAGAGGAAGCCUGUGACAACAUUUAGGCAAAUGAUCGCUGCAAGAAAGACUCCAAAAAACACAGCACCAUAAUCUCUAGUUUUAUCUCCUAUUUUGACCACUUUUUAUGUGGAACUUUGGAAAGAAUUAUCACCGAUCUAAUCAGUAUUAUGCCUUUUGGAUAAGUAGUAUCUUUGAAUUGAUUAUUCUUUUUGGAUGGAUUAUGUAACUUUUAAAGUAAUUUAUGUAAUGUUGAAG
Daucus carota subsp. sativus is the source of this 2123-nucleotide messenger RNA. RefSeq lists its product as uncharacterized. Bases 1260 to 1883 code for a protein of 207 amino acids. The transcript is spliced from 3 exons. The record is from RefSeq and is a predicted model, not a curated record. NCBI's taxonomy places the organism in Eukaryota, Viridiplantae, Streptophyta, Magnoliopsida, Apiales, Apiaceae.